Molecule: messenger RNA, 4962 nt
Organism: Pelmatolapia mariae (spotted tilapia)
Lineage: Eukaryota; Metazoa; Chordata; Actinopteri; Cichliformes; Cichlidae
Gene: slc16a10
Product: solute carrier family 16 member 10
Exons: 6
Coding region: 173-1699 (508 amino acids)
Biological process (GO): transmembrane transport
Cellular component (GO): membrane
Molecular function (GO): monocarboxylic acid transmembrane transporter activity
Source: RefSeq, a predicted model, not a curated record
AGUACCAGCACUACUGAAGCUACAGUUCCACGUCAAUGGAUAAAACUUUACCGUGACCCCAAAUCUCUGUCAUAUCCUGUGUCUGAAUUUAUUGACCUCCCCCUGCCAGCGUACGUGAAAUACCUCCAUACUUCAAAAUCCGCAGUGCCUUUUUGACACAUUAUUUUAAAAAAUGACAGAAGGGAACAAUAUGCCAGAAAACGAUGCAGCCGCCGAGACACCCGCCGGCAGCGAACCCGCAAAGGAGAAGCGUCCAGUGGAGGAGCAGGAUGAGGAGAAGGAGAAGACGGAGAAUAAGGAGAACGGGGACAGCAAAGUGGAUAUCCCAGAGAAAAGCGAGGGUCCGGGAGCCAAGGAGGAGGUUGAGUUUGUGCACCCCGAGGGCGGCUGGGGAUGGGUGGUCAUGCUGGCUUCCAUGUGGUGCAACGGCUCGGUGUUUGGGAUCCAGAACGCCUUCGGUGUAAUGUACAUCUACCUCCUGCGGGAAUUUGGUGGCGCGAACGAUAAAGACCUCCAAUUCAGAACAUCAUGGGUGGGCUCCCUCUCCAUGGGCAUGAUCUUCUUCUGCUCUCCCAUCGUCAGCAUAUUCACCGACAUGCUCGGCUGCAGAAUUAUUGCAGUGGGUGGUGCUGCUGUGGGUCUGGUCGGCCUACUGGCUAGCUCCUUUGUCACGUCCCUGGGCCCCAUGUACUUCACAUACGGCAUUGUGUUCUCCUGCGGCUGCUCUUUCGCCUACCAGCCAAGCCUGGUCAUCCUUGGCCAUUACUUUAAGAAGCGCCUCGGCCUGGUAAAUGGUAUCGUAACAGCCGGCAGCAGCGUCUUCACGAUCGCUAUGCCCUUUGUGCUGUCAGCCUUACUGGAAAACCUAGGCCUAUACCACACCAUGCGUGUCCUUUGCAUCCUCAUGCUUGUGCUGAUGCUGGCUGGCUUCACUUACAAGCCCCUGCUGCCAGUCAAACCAAAAGACUCCCAAACAGGCAGCUCACACCUAAAACAGAUUUUCAACGUCAAUAUCUGGAAGUCGUGGGGAUAUCGCAUCUGGGCCUUCGGCAUUCCCGCUGCCCUCUAUGGCUACUUUGUGCCUUAUGUUCAUCUGAUGAAACACGUGGAGGAGCGUUUUGGAAAAGACGCCAAUAAGGAAGUUCUGCUCAUGUGCAUUGGUAUAACAUCUGGCAUUGGCCGACUGAUCUUCGGCAUAGUGGCGGAUUACGUUAGCGGAGUCAACAAAGUGUUCCUGCAAGUGGCGUCCUUCUUCGUCAUCGGUCUCAUGUCCAUGAUGAUCCCCCUGUGCAAUGUGUUUGGCGGGCUUAUCGCAGUGUGCCUGCUGAUGGGACUGUUUGACGGCUGCUUCAUCUGCAUCAUGGCACCUAUCGCCUUUGAGUUGGUUGGAGCCAAAGAUGUGUCCCAGGCCAUUGGCUUCCUGCUAGGCCUGAUGUCUGUGCCCAUGACUGUGGGGCCCCCUAUUGCAGGCUAUCUGAGGGACAAAAUGGGAUAUUACGACAUGGCCUUCUACCUAGCAGGAGUCCCACCGAUCAUUGGCGGGGCCUUGCUGUGUCUGAUACCCUGGGUGGAAGCCAAGCGCAAGAGAAGAGAGAAAAAGGAGGCCGUGAAAGGGGAGCAGGACACUGCCCAGAAGAUGAUGAAUCAUGAGAAGGCUCAAGAAGUUGUGCAACACAAAGCAGGAGAGUCUAUCCUCUAAAUACCCCUAAAGAGAGACCGACAGAGAGGUUCAGGGGUCAGACUGAGGCUGCUGCUGCUCAUUGAUAGUAUUAAGAUACUCUGUGCAUAUCUGUGUUUAACUGAAGACUGUUUUAAGUAGGAAAAAAUGCCAAAGUGUUCAAACAUAUCAGAGUCAUAUGUUGAAGCUGAACGUAAAUGUGAUCCUGAAGAACUAUGCAUCAGAAUGAACUAAUCUUACAUCAAGCUUGAAAUUAUAGCUGAAAAUGGGGAAAACGGGACAUUUAAUUUUUGUCACAAUAAGAAUUAGGCAUGCAGUACUCUGUCCAAGAUCAACUCUGUCAGCAGCCAUUCUCACUGGGCUUCAUAUCAUACUAUCAUACAGUUUUAGACAUACAGUUAAAACAUGUUGUAUAAUACAACAUACAGAAAAACAUAGGAAACAAUUUAUGGUGUUAAUUUUAAUUUUUGUAUAAGUUCAUAGUGAACCAGUCUGCCAAAGAUUUAUAUUUAACCCUGUCAUCUUUAUGUCCUCCAGUAUGCUCAAGUAAUCUGUUUUAGGGGUGCACUGAUACAGCGGUCGGUAUUGGUUGAUACCAGCAUUUCUGCAAAUAAAAUGGCAUUUACUGAUGUCCUGCCUAAAAGUUAACAAGAGCUGAAAAAAAAAAACCUGACACAAAUGAAAUAAUAUACUAUAUUUGUUUUCCUGGACCAAACUGGGAACUAGAUAACAACAAAAACUAAAACAAAUACUGUUAUCUGCAGGCUGCCAGAUUGCUCUUUAAGACAUCAAUAUCUGUAUCAGUACCAGUAUCUGUAUUACCGUUGAUAUUUGUACUGGUAUCGGUCCUUUUGACAGUCAGUGCAUCCCUAAUCAAUGAUUGGUGUUUUAAAAGACACACAGUAACUAUCGGCUCAGAGAAGUGCUCUAAAAAGUCUAGGUUUUUCUGUCUGACUCUGGAAUCUGAGCUGUAAAGGUGCUUGUAAGGAUGCAGCUUUGGGAAGCACAAUAAAAUAUGUCCUGUCAGAGAUGCUGACCCAGCUUCCCUUCAGAGGUUGGAUCUAGGAAAUCUGAUCAUUUAAAGGCUGUUUAACUCACCAAGCAGAGCUUGGCACCCAAAAGCUCUAAGUUCACCACGCUGAGCCCAUAAUUCUUUCCCUUGAAAAAUUCAAAAUAAACUGCACAAUACUUUUUUUAAAUACCAGAGUUAGCAAAUAUAUGGUACAAAUUAAAAGUCAUAUAAGGUAAUUAAAAUGUACUUAAUUUUUUAAACAAAUUUGUCUGAUGGUUCAGUAAACAAGAAUUUUCCUGCAAUUAUUUUAUAUUUCAGGCUUUAAGGGGUUAAGGUUAUUAUCCACUCUUGAUCCCAUGCUGUGGAGCAUCCCAGAAUUUAUGCUGCACUGUGUUUCCAAAAUUACCACUAUUGAGUUAUUAAUGAUUACAUUAUACAAACAUGAAAGCAUAGAGAGGGUGGGUUCUAUAAAGCCCCCUGCAACUGUGUCAUAAGUUAAUCUGGUACUGUGACUGAUUCAUUCAAAGAGGCUGCUUUAAAUCAAACCUCCUCAGUGUUUUAGAUGUUAUAUUUAAAGAAAUUGUUUAAGAAAGUAAAUAUGUGGCAACUGGUUACCCUAAAAAAAGCAGAGACUGGAAGCAAGCGGAAACUAUUAGUCUGGAGUAGGAAAAAUAGGACUUCCAGCCACUGUGAAAGUUCACUUAUCGUCAAGUCAUAUGUGUGUAAAACUUUGUUGACUGCUUUCAGCCUAUCAGCACAUAAGAUGACAUUCACCACUUACAUUGGCCAUGUGUAUCUGAUGUACUGCAUCAGUUUGUUGAUUACUUUGCUCUUUCAAAGACGAUGAGUGGGUUUUGUUUUAGCAACAUGCUGAGUGGGCACAUUCGAAGAAACUGGAAGAUGUUACCUUUUAAUUGAAUCCUCAUGCCUUUGUUAACUCAAAGCCUACUGCAAGAUUGUUCAUUUUCCUGUAAUUUUCUCUCACAUUUGAGUUCAUACUUAAAUUGUGCAGCAUUCAUUAACAGUUGACCUGGUUCAGGUCAGAUGAUCGCUUAAAUGGCCCAAAACCCCACAAAACGUUGUGCAUUGUCCUUCACCUCUGUAUGAUUUUGCUGUGACACAUUUACCCACUAUACUGAAUCAUUUCAGAGACUCCUCUGUUUGAACUGUGGACGUGAGUCUAACUAAUGAUUGACUAUGUGACCAUCAGUCCCAUUAAUUAUUAACUCUGUGUCCAGUUCAAUGACAUUCAGUAGAAAGGUAUCUGUUUUGUGUUUUAUUUAUUUUUCACUUCUGGAGACUUUCAUGUUGUUAAAAGCCUUAAAUGAACUGACUGAAGACCAAACUGCACAAAUGAAAAUGUCUGAAAGUGUGUUUGCUUGCCCUCAUUUGCCUCCCCAAAGCCUCCUAUGUAGUGCCAGUGAACCAUGUGAUGUCACCCAUCACUGACUGUGGUGGACUGCAUAUUUGGAAAACUCACGCCGCCAGGGAAAUGAACCUCCAUCAUAGAAAUGCUGUGGGUCAGUGGUUUUUUUCCUCUGCAGACCUGUGACCUGCUACCUCAGAUGAUAGCAGAGCUCUGCUCCCUGUCUGUACUGUCCUGUCACCGUGAAUACGUCUUAACUUUGCUCUUUAAUGAAAAACAUGUUGCCAUUAUUUUAUUUUAUUUUAUUUUAUUUUAAUGCACAAAGUGACUGAAACCUUCAGCAUUUCCGUGACUAUGCUUAAAUCACAUGUCUUAUCCUUAUGAUGUGCAUGACUCUUUAUGGUGGAGUGCCAUCAUAGUGCUAUUCAUCUGUGAGAGCCUCGAGUAAUUUCUCAUUGCCAUAUAUGAAUAUGAAUGCUUUGUUGUAUGUAUUCAUUGCACUCUAUUCGCUCUUUUACUUGUUUUAUUUAGCUGUUCGGUCAUAUGUGCCUCUAGAAAUGAUAUGUGCCAACCAAAGAGAUGCUUUGUUUUAAAUUGCAUGAUUUAUUUUUACUUGGUGAUUACUUUAGACCAAAAUCUUUGAGACAAUCCGCUGAAGUUUACACACCAAAGCCUAACAGUAUUUAUUUGCUGUUAUUUUGCCAUCCAAUCCAGCCACUGGCUUUAUUUGCUGCAUCUUUACUGCUUCCGUCCUUUUCCAUGUAUUCUUCCCAAAAAGUGUUCUUAAAUAUGAAUUUGUCUACAUUUCCUCUGUUGCAGGAUGUGUUGUGAACAACAGUAUAUGCAAUGUAUGUAAACACAAUUACUUUUAAUCAUUUUAAAAACAGUAAAAAUAUUUACUUUUAA